GUGCGCACUUCACUCCAAUCUGGCUGCGGUGUAUUUGCAGGAGGUGCCGCCAAGAUGGACUGAAGCCAAAGCUGCUUCAGACAUUGCGCUGACAAUAAAUCCCGAACAUGUCAAGGCUAGAUUCAGGCGUGCGCAAGCAAUUCUUCAGGACAACAGAGAAGGACUGCCUGAGCAGGCUCUCCGAGAAGCCUUGACUGAUUUGGAGGCUGCACAAAAGACUGAGCCUAGCAACCUGCAAAUCAAAGAUGAGGUGCUGCGAGUUUCGCGCCGAAUUCAACGUUUGGACAGCCAGCGGACUUUGCCACCAGCCAAGGAGAUCGUGAAAAAAUACAUUGCUGCAUCUUUGCUUGAUCGCGGUGGUGACUGUCUUGAUUCUUUGGGUUACGUGUGGGGUCAAAAUGAAUCUUUCGUUCAUAUCUUUGUACCUGCUCAAGGGCAAAGUGAGCAACUCAGACUGUCCAAGAACACGCAAGUCCAAUGCGAGAUGCAAAGCCAAAAGCUAUCACUCAAGCUUCUUGGUACUGAUGGCCAAGUAAGGUUGAAUAUAGAUGCCAGCUUGCACAAGUCAGUCCAGCCGGACGAGAGUUCCUGGCAACUUGAGGAAGGCGGGUUGUUCUUGCAUGUCGAGCUCGCCAAGCGCGAUUCGGACGACGAACAUUGGGACAGGGUUUGGAAAGGGCAUCCGGCCACAAGGGCGCCAACUGCCAAGGAGCAAAAGAGUUUGCGCGAGAUGGCUCGAUCUGCUUGCCAAGCCGAAGCAGAGGAGGAGAAGCCACAAAUAGAUGAAGCCAAAUUACAAAGAUGGAAAGAUGC
Durusdinium trenchii is the source of this 813-nucleotide messenger RNA. The record is from the annotation of a GenBank genome assembly. Lineage: Eukaryota; Dinophyceae; Suessiales; Symbiodiniaceae.